Molecule: messenger RNA, 11711 nt
Organism: Podarcis lilfordi (Lilford's wall lizard)
Lineage: Eukaryota; Metazoa; Chordata; Lepidosauria; Squamata; Lacertidae
Source: the annotation of a GenBank genome assembly
GGUACAACAAGAGUUUAUUAAGUGCUCUUUAAAGUCACAUCCACCACACAGAAAUUCAAAUCCAGAAUUUUUUUUAAAAAACAGCAGAGUGGCCCAAUGGUCACAGAAAAUCAUAAAAAUUCAGAAAAAACCACACAAGCUUCCAGAUUCUUGCAAACCCCUCCUCAACUGUUCCCCAAGCCACCCACCACACAGAAAUUCAAAUCCAGAUUUUUUUUAAAAAACAACAACAGCAGAGUGGCCCAAUGGUCACAAAAAAUCAUAAAAAUGCAGAAAAAAAACACACAUGCUUCCAGAUUCUUGCAAACCCCUCCCCAACACCAAGUCCUUGAAUUCCAAACACCCCAACCCAAAAUCCAAAAACCCCCAAAAAAAGUUUUAAAAGUUUAACUUACCAAAUGGCUGCAAAAGAAGUUUUGGAAAAGCUUCAAAUAUCACCAAAGUCUUCAAAAACCUCAAAAAAGGCUACCACACCGCGUUCUAUGAGUUGCUCCUCGAAGUCAAGUCGCAACUGCACCUCUUCAAGCAAUGCACCCCGGGUAUUAACGGUUUUAUGAAAAAGGAAACAAACUUGCAAGAUGUUUUCGUCUUGCGAAGCAAUCCCAUAGGGAAAUUCAUCUUGCGAAGCAGCUCAAAAAACGCAAAACGCUUUCGUCUAGCGAGUUUUUUGUCUUGCGAGGCAUUCGUCUUGCGGGGCACCACUGUAUAGAGUAGAACUCUCAUUAACAAUAUUUCACUGCAUUCAGUACCAACUAGUAAAACAGGUUUCUUGUCUUUUACAGGUUCUAAACCACAACAAGCAGGUGCCAAAAGGUUUUUUUUAAUACACAUCCUUAAAGGAAACAGUGGUGGUGUGUUUGUAGGAACCUGUUUUCACUGUCCAUGCAUAUGAUGCAGUAUCAAGCCCAAUGCCAAUUACAUGGGGAAAUUCUCCAACAAGAAAGAAACAAAUUGCCUUCAUUCCGUGAGCUUUACUAAACUUGGUGAGGUGCUGGAAUAAUGCUUGGCUAUUCACAGUGCCCCCCUUACGGGCAAUUUCAUUUUGUUCACUAAGAAGAAUGGAUCAGUCGUUUCCUUUGCCACUUUGCAACCCAAAUCCUAUGUUUAUUUGGAAUGAAGCCCCACUGUGUUCAACAGGAUUUAUUUACAUGUGAAUGUACAGGAAUAAAUCAUUAGAAAUGAUUAUAGAUUUUCCCCAGUACAAACUCAUUGGCACACCAUGCCCAUUCCUUCUGGGGGAAACAAGCAGAUCUAAAACGGCUAGCUUGCCACAUUUUGAAGGAAUGCACAUUACCUAUUCGACCAUUAUCAACAGCGAUUUCGUUGCCUCUUAAACCGGCACCUCUGGGCCACUGCACACUUUCAAAGGGAAAGCACCGACCCAUCACUGUGUCACAAUCGCACACACGUACUCGGCGAAGGCAUGUGUACACGCAACGCGAAGCUGCGCUGCCAAUGGUGGCUUACCAGAGUACGUACACGCGUCUGCCACGUACACACAGAACAGAUUCGCGCACCAUCGACACGCAGGUUCGGCGUACCUCCCAUCGAUGAAGUAAAGAUCACAUAUCUCCAGCCAGCCUAACCAGUUUCGUACGACACAUUUCAUAGAAUCAUCCGAGUUGAAAGGGACUCCCAAAGUCAUCUAGUCCAACCCUCUGCAAUACCCGGGUGGUCUCGAACCACCAACCUUCUGGUUAACAGCCAGAUGCACUAACCCAUUGGGCCACUGGCACGUUUCUCCGGUCAGUUCUCUUUCAAUAGCUACAGACACCAGAAUCUCUCUGACAACAACAACAUCGACUCUUUUCCAUUGGCAACCGGUCAGUCGGAAGAAAUGGCUGCUUCCUAGCGAUUGCAAAAAAAAAAACCAUUUUCAGGGGCGGGCGGACGGACGGGCGAUGCUGUUAUUCAGGGCGACAGGCGCUUAUGUUUUGUUUUUGCAACCGCACCACUUCCCUCCCACUCCUAUUGUGAGGAGAGCGAGAGAGAAAGGAGCGGCGGUGGCGGCUGCUGCUGCAAGACGAGCCCCAUUGAAAGCCGAGGCGCAGGAGCCGGGCUGUCACGUGACGCGGUUCCUGGAAAGUUCUUGGAAAGCGGCCUUUGCAUUUUUACCAUUCGAGGAAGGGAGGGAGGGAGCGAAGGAAGGCGGCAAAGGAGGCGGCGGAGCCGAGCACCCACUUCGCUCCCGACGACGCGCCUCCUUGUUUUGAAGUUUGCGAGCUGCCGUCGAGCUGAGAAGCCAUGCAGGACCCGCCCCCCCUUGUUGAAAGCUGCCGGCCCCAAUUCCUUCAGAGCAAAUAAAUAAUAUGCAGCGAGUCCGGGGUGGGGGGGAGGGGUGUUUGAUGCGUUCCCCACGUGCAUUCUGUCCUCUUCGUUAUGCCUGCCUCUCUCCCCCACCCCCUCACCCCCUACCCGGCGGCGGGGUUGGUAGCGCGUGCGCGCGCGCGCCAGCGAGAAAAUCCCUCCAGCCCGCCGGGAAUUGUUUGCUGGGCGUCACGGCGUCACAUGCAGAUUUCCUGCCCUUGGUAGUAACAGCUCUUUGCAGAGAAGAAUAACCUGCACUCGCCUGCCUGCCCCCGCUGCGAGAGAGCCAGGCUUGCCGGGGGCUGGAGAGAAACAGAGCCGCCGCUGCUGGCCGAUCCGUCUCCGCCCAGCCAGCAGCGCGCUUCUCCCUCUUGCAACAAAAGCGAGGCUGAGCGCGCUGGCCUCCCGGGUUCCCAAAACAAAGGCGAGCUCCUGCAAGCGCCUUCGGCCAGUGCGGGGAGGGGGAAGCGGGGCGGCCGGGCGGGGAAUCCAUGCGGCGCUUGCAGGCGGAGGUAAGAGUUUUCCGGAGUGCGCGCGGUUCCCCCCCCCGGCUCGCCCCCGGGGCCGCCCACCGCGUGUUUCCUCGACAGCAGCCCGCGCGCCUGCCUGCCUGGAAAGCGAGGAGAAGGCGCUCCACCUUGAGGCCAGCCAGAGGGAGCCCGAUCGCGCUGUCCCGGGUCUGGCCCAGGUGGAAACCGGCGAGGGGCCCUUCCCCACCUUCUCUAGUGCUUGCCCAAAGGCGGGAGAGCCGCCUCCCCUGCGAGGAAAUCGGGGCGAAGCGGGAAGGACCUCUUGCGCUCGCUCUCCUUGCAGCGGAUGCUCUGCAAGGCGCCCCAGCCUAGCGGGAUUCCGCAGGAGCGCUCCUAAGCGGCCACCGGCGCUUUUUCUCUCCCGCAGGGUUGCAGGUUGCUGGCGGCCAGGAUCCGGAUGGGCUGGGGCAGCCGCCGGGGCCUCGGGGCCGGGGCACGGCGCUCCUAGCUCGCUCGCUCGCCCUCCCCCUCUCCCAAACCUCGAGCCGCCAAAUGACCCUGCGCUCGGACGAAUCCUCGGAUGGCACCGACAGGACUGGGCCCCAGUGGGAGGCUGCCGGAGCAGCAGCAGUGGCGGUGGAGCCUUCCGAGGAGGAGCGCCUGGAGUUCGCCAUGCGGGAAUUGAGGCUCGCAGGUAAGUCCGAUUAGGAGCAAUCGUGGCCUUGGCGAGGUGAAGGUCCCUCCGGGGUUGCCCCGGGGUGACCAAAGAGGAAAAGGCUGGGGGUUUCUCCUUUUGCUGCGCUCCCCGGACAAUGGCCAGAUACAAAGGGGGGGGGGACUUGUGCGGUUGUGGGAACCGGAGGGGCUCCCCGCCUCCUUCCCUGCCGGUGCCUUCGGGGCUGUAGCGUGGGAAGGGCUGGGAGGAAAAGCGGACCUGGAUCGGGUUCCCGAGAGGACGAGCGCGACAUCUGCGCGCGUUCUGUAGGAUCGGGAAAUGGGACGCGCAACUUCGGGGGCCGCGCGUCGGGGGAGGAAGAGCAAGAGCUUUGGCUCGAGAUGCGAGUCAAAAAUACCCCGCAAGCCUGAAUGCUUCCCCCUCCUCCCCCUUUGCCAUUGAGGAGGCUCCCUGGAAAGCUGCGUCGAGGUUUUCGUUCCGAGGAUUCGCGACCUAAAAUAACGAGCGGAGCAAGGUAGAAAACCACCCAUCUUCUAUAGUGAUCUCAGGGCGAGGCUUUGCGAAGGAGAAGAAAACGAAAAAUCCACACUCUCCCUUUCUAAGCGUUAAAUAAACUUCUAUAGUGGUGUGCCACAACUUCGUUUUGUGUUGGCUUUCACGUUUCGGAUUGGGAGGCGUGGAUACGUGUGGAUUACAGUGGUACCUCGGGUUACAGACGUGUAUUUCGCGGGGUGUCGCGUAUUAGGAUUGCUUCAAGGAUAACGGUGCCUCUCAAAGGCUGUCUUUUAAUUUAUUCGGCAGCCUUCUCUGUGAAUCGAGAGUCGCUGGAGACUUUCUGGGGAAACAGAACUGUGUCUUGAGCAGAAAACAGUUUAAUUUGUUCAGUGUAGUUAUGGAGCAGAAUCUCUCACAUGGACAGAAUAUUCGCUUAAAGUCUUUCAGCUUAUUAUGUCCUACAUUUCUUCCAGGAAAGGCUUUUCAAGAGGGCAGUGAUUAGAAUUUUACUGCCUUGUCAUGGGAAUUUGUACGAACAAAGAAAACAGUUUUCCUACAAAAGCUAGACAGCAAAAUAUUCUCUUUAGUUUUAAAAAAAGAUUGAAGAUGUGGGAAGUUAUUACGUGAAAGGGAUGGUUUCCCCAUCCCUGAUUUGUUUUGCCCAAGAUAAAGAAGAAUCUUUGGCUGUAAGUAUGCCUGCAUCUGUAAAGAUUAUAUUGUGCUUUGCUGUUGUGCUCUCUGCAUAUAGUUUCAGGCACCAGAACUUUGUUGGGGUACUUUGGGGUUAAAGUUACUGUUAAUCAAAUAAGACACAUUGCAGGAUAGCAUGAGCUUAACUACUUCUGUCACUUAUUAUAGCACUUGAGCAGACCAAUUCUGUGCACACUGCUGACUCAAGUAAGCCCCUCAGUGUUGAAUGGGACUUAUUCUCAGGUAGAGACACUGCAGAGGAAAAUUGUUCUUGUGCUUGAGACAGGCCCCUUUCACUAAGAGUGAGAGGCAGUGAGUUGUUCAGGGCCACCCAGUAAGUGUUUGGUUCAGCAGUGACUGUAAAUGGGUGGGGGUCCUUCUAGUGGAAUCUACUUGAGUAACUUUGUUUUCCUCCUCUUAUCAGGAUGGUACUGGGGUAACUUGAGUGUUGUAGAAGCCAAGGAGAGAUUACAAGAUACAUCUGAAGGGACUUUCUUGGUCAGAGACAGCUCGCACUCUGAGUACCUGCUUACUAUUUCAGUAAAAACGUCAGUCGGACCUACCAACCUACGCAUAGAAUUUCAAGAUGGCAAAUUCCGACUGGAUUCCAUUAUCUGUGUUCGGUCAAGGCUCCGGCAGUUUGACAGUGUGGUCCACCUGAUUGAAUAUUACGUUCUUAUGUGCAAGGACAGAAGAACUGCGUCUGAAAUGCCUUCCAAUGGAACAGUCCAUCUGUAUUUGAAUAAACCUCUCUGUCAUUCAACUUCAUCUCUACAGCACUGCUGUAGGGUAGCUAUAAACAGAUACACUAAUGAGAUCCAGGAACUUCCUUUGCCAACAAGACUGAAGGAAUUCUUGAAAGAAUAUAAAUAUCGGAUAUAAAUAUAUCAUCUAUUCUGCCUCGCUUUUUUUAAAAAAAGAUAUGAAUACAGUUUUAUGAAAUCAAAAGCCCUGCGCAGUCAGCUGCAAAAAAAAUGUAUUGUGUAAGGUCAUUCUGAAAAUAGCCAAGGUAAUCUUUAUGUGUGGAAGUGGCAUGGGGCGAUGUAGCUGAACUCAGGACUCCACAGUCAAAACUUUGCAGCAGAGUAAUGUCUGCUGUUUCUCCUGAUUGGCCAGUCUCUUAAACCUCAUUGAGAAAAGUGCCUGUGUUGCAGUGAGGCUGAGAUGCAAGCAGAGGAAAGGUUUGUCCCUCUUCCGCAUCCAUGCCUUCCUUUGGCUCUUAAAAUCCUACUCCUUUAUAUUGGGGCAGUCCUGCAUCUAAAAGUCAGGUCUACCAACCUAUAUCUUGUUUGGCCCUGCCACAUUUGACUGGUUUUCUCUUUUGAGAACCAAUGGGAGCGUUCUUCCUGUACUACCAACAACAACAAACUAAUUCAAGCGUUCUGUUAGUGGUGUGGCUGUCUUUGAAAAAUCACUUCUGUACGAAGGGUGGGAUUUGUGUGAUUCAUCACCAGUGAUGUCAUAGGCGUUACCUAACGCAUGUCCUUGAGACUUGUGCAACCGCAUUGCAAAUAGCAAUCUCGAUCGAUACAGUACCUUGUGGAAGAUUCACAUUUCCCAGUGACAAAAUACUGUAGUUUGAGAGCUGAGAAGGUGCAAGUGUCUUCUCGCUAAAAGGUCUAAGGUGAGAGCAAACAUCUGGAUCCCAUGCAGCGAAUGACUUCCUAACUGCAUUUAUGGCACUCCAAACUUUUCAGAAUUUCUGUAGGAGAACCUAGAUACUGGGACAUAAAUUUCCAGAUGAAAAUAAACAACUGGCACAGAAGUUAUUGGUGGGGUGGCAGUUCUAUAAGGAAUGGGUUAACUGUCUGAUUUUAAGAUGAGCUUGAGGCUGCCUAAGAUGCUGUCUUCUUACAGCAUUAAUUGCAGCCUGUUCAUUCAGUUAAUAACUUGUUCAUUUUAGUUUAUGGCUGAAAAUUGGGACAUUGUAGAACAUAGUGGAUAUUUUACAACAUUAUAACACCAAAGUUUUGCUCAUAUUUACCCCCAGAUGUUGACCUAGCAAUGCUUUCUGAUUCUGAAUAACUUAUGAAAACCUUCUGAUCAGCCCUACUCAUUUUUGCUCGGAAAUAAGUGUUCUUGGGUUGCAGCCAAGUCUCAUUUGGACUGUUCAUGGAAUAGACUUCUAAGCAGACGUGAUUAGGAUCAGGUUGUAAGACAGCUAAUCACAUUGAACCAGAAUUAAUGGACUUUGCUUACUUGUAUAUAGCUACAAUGAUCUCCCUUCAACGUAUGGGGACUGUACUACAUUGAAUAAUCUAAUUAAAAGGGAACCUUAUUUCAAAUAAAGCUGAAUUGAAAAAGCAAACCCUUCACUGUCUUUUACAAGGGCCCAGUGGAUCAUUUUUAUAUUAGGGUAGUAUACCAAGGUUUUUGUUAGUGUGAUAGAGAACUCCUUUUUUGUUUUAGAUCCACUUACUGCCUAUAAUAGGCCUCCCUUGAAUGAGACUUUAUAUAAGCCUAGACUGCAGACUUGCAGUUGUGGUUUCCAUGCCUGAUCGUGGAUAGCAGCAAUUAUAACUUCCUUCUACAAUGUAGAAUUUUUUUAUUCUUAUUUCCUUGAAAUGCAAGAAAGUUUAUGUGAUCUAAAGAUUGUGUUUUCAAGGCUGUAGCUGUCAGAUUUCAGAUUGUAUUAAAUAAAGUAAACAAUUGCAGAGGCUGCAUGUCCUUAAUGUGUUUGGGUUAUUCGGAAAGUAUCUUGUACAGUGCUUAAAAAAACAUUCCUUGCCUUCUUUCAUCUCCAUUGAGAAAUAUGUGACAAAAAGAAAUCUCAUUAUAUCACAUUUUGUACACAGUUAUUCAAAAAUUAGGUAACUAGCAUUGUGAUUGGUGGUGUUAGUUCUAGUGUACUUUCUGUGCUCCACAGUUUUUGUCUAGUGUAUUCCCACAACAACAUUAAAGUUUAAAAGCACCGAAUGUGUUACUGAAUUCCCACAAGUCAAAUACUACUACAUAUAUACUACAUAUACAGCUACAUGUUGUAGUGUUCAUAAUUUGGCACCUAUGAGGUUAAAUAGAAGGGUGGUCAAUCUUAAGACAGGUCUUGCUGGAUCAGACCAAAGAUCCAUGUACUCUAGCAUAUUAUUUCCCCCCAGUAGCCUGUCAGCUGCCUUUGGGAAGUCCACAAGUAAGGAAAUAGAUUUUCCUCACAGUGGUGACCUAGCAUCUGGUAUUCAGUGGUGUUCUGAUGGUGACCCAGAAGGCUCCACCUAUCAUGCUUGAUAGUGAUUUGUAAACCUACGCUCUUGUCUAUUAGAGCUGUCUGAGCUAGUGGUCAGCACCGCAGCUUACAGCUGAAUUCCAUGAAUUCAUUAUGUGUUUUUUGCCUGUCUUUUUGCCUGUCUUGUCAAUCUACUUGUUAGCCUGCACUUUGAAUGUUGGUUUUAUGAACGAAGGGGGAAAUGUUUCUAUCUGCUUAUUUUAUACUAUGCAUAUUAGCUGCAUACGACAUUGUACUGUAAAAUCCUAUGCAAGUUUACUCAGAAGUUCAAUGGUACCCAACAUUGCUUUAGGACUGAAGUUGGGGGCUCCUUGUAUCUGUAUUCUGCUUUCCCCCCUUUCUAGCUGAAGUUUAAAUAUGUCAUGACGAGAAGAAGCAACUAAAACUCUGAUCUCCUGAAGAUUUCUCAGCCCUGCAACAGAUAGUAAGACAAACUUUAUUUUUAUUUUUUUACCCCUGCCCUCCAAAGCUUUGGUUAAUCUGCAAGAGUUAGAGUAAGACCACACAUUUAUUGAGUACACAAGCAGUCUUGGUCUUCCUUGGGUAUAUAUUUGUGGGGAUAAAUGUAGGUGAUCCACAGAGAUAAUGAACAUGGCUGGCAGCAGUUUAUGUGAUUUGGCCAAAUCUCUGCUCACUUGGUUUAUACAUUCCUUUGUUUUGGGCAACUUUGUCAAGCAGAACCUUCUGUCUCUGGACUCAAGUAAUGAGGGACUUGCAAUGCGAGAUCAUCCCAGAGGGUCAGGAACAAAUUGCAUGUUAACAUGGUGAUCUGCCACAUCAAGGGACUAAUGUGCUUCCUUCAACCCAGCUGCUAUCUGAACUAUAUCCCUGUAUCCACUACAUUGUUCAAAAGUACUGGGGGGGUGGGGGCUCACCUCUCACAGAGUGCUGAAUAUACAUGAGAGCAAGAUGUUUUGUGUCUAUUCUGGCUGAACCUAAGGAAAGUGUAAAGGUCCUGCUCUUGGUGGGGGGCCUUAAUGGAGCUGGCAAAUGUUAAAGCCUGAUGAUUGAUGGUGCUGACACAAAUACGUGCGUAGAGAAUGCCAGUACCAUUUGUUAAGUGCAAGAAGUUUUGCUAAUGUAACCUGGUUCUUGGAUAUGUGAAAAAAAGUAAAUAACAAGGGUCUAGACUCAAGUGGGAAAGUUGUAGCGCUCUAGCUGUUAUUGGACUCUCAUCAUUGCCAACCUGCAUAGCCAAUAGUGAGGGAUGAUGGGAAUUAUAGUACAACAGUACCUAGUGGUUCACAGGUUAACUAACCCUAAUCUAGACAAAGAAUUAGUUUAAAAAGAAGUGCAACCACUAAAAUUGGAAGAGAUUGAGCAUGUAAUUUUUGUUUUAACUUUUAAAAAAACCAAAAACUUGACUUUUGAUUUGGAGGUUGUUUUUUUUAAAAAAAAAGGUUUGUGUCUUUAGGGCUAUGCAGAUACAUCUAUCAAUCUAGGAUCGCAGCCUGAUUUGCAUAUUUUGGGGAAACGCUUCUGUCAUAAGGAAGUGUGAUGAUGCAUAAGCACUCGGUUCAUUGGAAAAAUUGGCUAUAAGUCACCCCCCCCCCGUUCUUUUCCCCCGUGCUGUCUUGUGUGUUCAGAAUAAGUGCACAGGUUGGUGGGAAGAAGCCUGCAUGGGCGUGCUCAUUGACUUCACUGUCCUAAGCAGAGUGGGGAUUCUGUGGCUCUCCAGAUGCUUCUUGGAGUCCCAACAUCUGGAUCCCUUCUCAUCUCCGCCUUGAAGCCAGCAGCAAUGGAAGCAGCACCUUACAGCCACAGGCCCCACAUCAACCCUGCUCCUACUCCCAAGCAGAUGAAAGGAACCUAGAAGAGGAGAAGCGGAAGGACCAUGCUACGAUUCACAACAAAACAUCUGUCUCACUUCCCUGUUCCUUCUCACAAACUAAGAUAGGUCUUCCAUUCUUUUAGUAUUGGUAACUCCAAACCAUACCUACAUAUGUUUUUUUGUUGCUGGUUCGGCUUAGCAAGGGGAAGGGAAGAAACUAGCUUUCACCUUAGCCAUAAGAGGCACAAGAGACUACUAUAAGAGACUAGGCAAGUUAGAUAUGUUUCUAAUGAACAAAUUCAGACAUUUCACAUUUUUUGUCUCCAAACUGCUAAUAGCCAGCUGAAAACCAACAGAUUAAAUUUGGUGGCACAAGUUUAUUUGGUUUUGUUUUCUUAAAAGAAAGGGCAGCAACACAUUUUGACUCAUGUAAUAAGUCCUGCAUACUUCCUUAUUUUAUAAAAUUAAACGCUUUACUGUUUCUUAAACCAGGGAUGGGGAAGCAGGUGCCCAGGGACAAAAUGUGACACUGCAGGCCUCUAUGUCUGGACCUCAAGGCCACAGCUCUCCCUGGCCCAAUUUGCAUCAAGUGUUUUUGCCGGCUUGGAAUGUGUCCUUAAGUUCUGAUAAUGCCUUUUGUUUGACUGUGUGGAAGGUAGAGAGAGGUGUGUGAAAGCAUAUUGUUGCACCACCCCAAUUUCCGAGCGGUGUAAGAUUCUAGGGAUUCCAGCCACUUCCCCUGGGUUUCAUGUUUCCUUUUGGAAAUGAAGCACAGCGGGGACUGUGGUGUCUUUAGGAUAGAUGGCUUAUUUACACAUAUAUACAUCCUGAGCCUAUAAUGAAGGGGUUCACAGCAUCAACACCCCAAAGAGGUCUUGCUUCUCCCAAAGCCACAGCCGUGGAUUCAAACAGAAAUAAACCAUUGUGCUCUGACCCUCUCUCCAGCUUUAUGCCGUUAACCACCUUGCUGAAUCCAGGGAUUCAAUGUCUGGCUUGAUUAAAUUCUAGCACUUACUGGGUCCAGGAAUUUAGGGGAAUAUGGCACCCCAAAACUCAUAACUAUAUAUAGGAAGUAGCCUGCUGUACAAAGAGAAAUUUGACAUUUCUUUUUGCUCUAUUCACUUUUGACUCUGUGCCUGCCCACUUUUGGCAUGUGGUCCUAGAUGGUUGCCCAGAAAGUAAUGCAGCCGUCAGGCUGAAAAAAGAUUCCACAUUCCCGUCUUAAAUUAACCAUGCAAUUUAUUUAUUUAUUUGAUGUGUCGAAUCUCUUGCUAUUUUUAGUGGAAUUUGAAGACAUCGGCGUUCAUUCUCUGGCAUUAGUCAUCCGUGUUCAAAAGAUAACAGCAUUUUGAGAAUACGUCAUUACUUUGUCUCCAGUUUUGGCUGGCAAAUCCUGUGCUCCAAUCCCAAGUAUGCAAUAUACAAUUGUAGAAUUUAUUCCAACACAAUGUGUUUGGAAUCAAAAGUUUAUUUUCCUCAGGUCAUAAGACUUAUCCAAUAGAUAUCCUAUUUUGUUACCUGCUAUAUAAAAAGCGCUGAUCAGCUUGUUCAUGUACAUAUAUUGAAGUAAUACAGGUGGUACUUAAAGCAUGUUUAAUGAACUUUUAAAAAAUGGAUAAUUAUUUUAACAUGUAUACGCUUUUUGUGUACGGUUUUCUUUAUCAAAACUACCAUAUCAUGCAUACUGAUCUGAAGCUUAGGGAUUCACUGAGUCCUAAACUGCUUAGGAAGUCAAUGGCUAAAUCAUAAUUUGAUGUGAUGUCUAAUUUUGUUCCGUUCUCCACCAGUUUAUGAAAAUCCUGUAUUGUCAGUUGGUUACCCCAUUUCUGAACAGCUGUGGUGAACAUUAUGUACUUCCUUCUUGGCAGGCUAUCAAGCUCUGGGUCAUUCAGAUGUUAUGAAGAAGUACAAUGUAUUUGGUUUGGAAUCAAAGCUGUUUGUGCUGACAUCUACCUACCCUGUUCACAAUAUUCACCCAAGCCUGGUCAAAUGAGAACAUGGUAACUACUUUUGGCUAAAAACCUCAGGGGACUCGGCUGCCAAUUAAGUUUUUUUGGAAACAAUAAAUGGAUUUCCAUGAGG